CUCUUCUUCUUCUCUCAAACAAUUUCCAACCAUUGUUCAGAUCUCACUCCCCUACCUCAACAAUGGGGUCUCUCCAUCCGCCGCUCGACCUCUCCUCGCCGCCUUCCAAGAACCCUCUUGAGAUCUCGGAAUCUACACUCUUACAACUCUUCAAGUCCCAGCAGGAUCACCUUAAUUUCAUCUUUCAAAACCUUGAUCUCACCCAGACAUUAGCAUUCACCCAGACCCUUCUUAAUUCCCCUGGUACCAACUUCUUAACCGGCGUGGGGAAGUCCGGCUUCGUUGCCCACAAGAUUUCCCAGACGCUGGUUUCUUUGGGGAUUCGUUCAGCAUUUCUCUCCCCUCUCGAUGCCCUCCACGGCGACAUCGGCGCGCUCUCCUCGCGGGACACCCUUGUUCUUUUUUCCAAGUCUGGGUCGACGGAGGAGCUUCUGCGGCUCGUGCCCUGCGUCAGGGCUAAAGGUGCAUAUCUCAUUGCCGUGACGUCCGUGGAGGGUAAUGCGCUCGCGUCAAUCUGUGAUAUGAACGUGCAUUUGCCUUUGGAGAAGGAGCUGUGCCCGUUUGAUCUGGCACCCGUGACUUCGACCGCCAUACAGAUGGUGUUUGGGGACACGGUGGCCAUUGCAUUGAUGGGGGCCAGGAAUCUGACCAAGGAGGACUACACGGCCAAUCAUCUGCUGGGAGGAUUGGGAAAAGCCAGAUCUUCAAGAAAAAUGCUGUCUUUGCAUUACUGCUUGCAAUCUGCUUCUCAGAAUAUGUUGUGUAAUGUAAAAGAUGUUAUGAAGAAGCAGGACGAGCUUCCCAUUUGUAGGGAAGGAGACAUGAUAACGGAUCAGCUGGUAGAGCUGACUAGCAAAGGAUGUGGUUGUUUGCUUGUUAUAGAUGACGAGUAUCACUUGAUUGGCACAUUCACUGAUGGUGAUUUGCACCGGACUCUCAAGGCUAGUGGAGAAGGGAUAUUCAAGCUCACGGUGGGGGAAAUGUGCAAGCGGAAACCAAGAACUAUUGGUCCAGAUGCAAUGGCAGUGGAAGCCAUGCAGAAGAUGGAGUCACCACCAUCACCUGUGCAAUUUCUGCCAGUGAUAAACCAUCAGAAUGUUUUGAUUAGCAUUGUUACAUUGCAUGGAUUAGUUUCAGCUGGCCUGUGAUCUACCAUAGGAUAUAUUCCUUUCUACGGUGUUUAGAUUCUGAAUUCACCUCUUGCUGGGGCUUCUUUUGUGCUUCUUAUUCUUCAAAUAAAUGUAUGAUUUGUUAUUGAAUGGAUGUAAUUGUUGAUGUACAAGGCAUUCUCUUUAUUUGUAGAUGCUGUAUGGCUUUUGAUUUAUAAAAUUAUUUCAUUUAA
This is a messenger RNA of Rubroshorea leprosula, 1342 nucleotides long. NCBI's taxonomy places the organism in Eukaryota, Viridiplantae, Streptophyta, Magnoliopsida, Malvales, Dipterocarpaceae. The record is from the annotation of a GenBank genome assembly.